GCUGCAGCUCUUGCUCAGACAUUAAAUAAAGCCAAUAGUCUUUUGCUUCACACAUCAUCCCAGGAACUAUUGCCUGGUAUUCCAACUUCUGGUGAUAUGCAACCUGCUGUUUUAACCCAUAAUUUUGAUGUUUCCUUGUAUAGGGAGAAAGUUAAGGGUAUGGAUAAUUCUGAAAUAUGUCAUUUGAUAAAAAAUGUAUAUAAACCAGAUAAAAAGUAUCAUUUUCCUAAAUCUAAUGGCAGAUCAUUUAGGCAUGAUUGGCUAGACCAGCAUGAAUGGCUUUGCUAUUCACCUUCACAAAAUGGUACUCUGCAGCCUAUCGAGAUGAUCAUGGAUGCUGGUAUCAAGAAAGAAAUAGAACAGAAUAGGGAAAUACUAUCUCCAAUUAUUGAUUCUGUCAUUUUUUGUGGACGUCUAGGUUUACCUCUUCGUGGGCAUCGUGAUGAUUCCAAGUAUCACCCUACUGUUGGUUGUUAUUCAUCUGGAGGGGUUGGUAAUUUCAUUGAAACACUCAAUUAUGGAGUUAGGAGAGGGGAUAAAGUUUUAGAAAAUCAUUUAAAGAAUUGUGGUAAGAAUAGAAGUUAUAUUUCUAAAACAAGUCAAAAUAAAAUCAUUAAAUGUUGUGGCCAGGUAAUCAGUAAUCAGAUUAUUUCUGAUAUCAAAAAAAGUAAGUUUUUUUCUGUUAUUGCUGAUGAAGCAUCUGAUUCUUCACAUAAAGAACAAAUGUCUCUUGUUUUGCGCUUUGUUGAUACCGAUAUGAAUAUCAGGGAAGAAUUCAUUUCAUUUCUUUUGUAA
Messenger RNA from Xenia sp. Carnegie-2017, 795 nucleotides. RefSeq names its product 52 kDa repressor of the inhibitor of the protein kinase-like. The record is from RefSeq and is a predicted model, not a curated record. The coding region runs from base 97 to 795 and encodes 232 amino acids. The transcript has 2 exons. NCBI's taxonomy places the organism in Eukaryota, Metazoa, Cnidaria, Anthozoa, Malacalcyonacea, Xeniidae.